Molecule: messenger RNA, 5721 nt
Organism: Trichosporon asahii var. asahii CBS 2479
Lineage: Eukaryota; Fungi; Basidiomycota; Tremellomycetes; Trichosporonales; Trichosporonaceae
Product: Ste11
Exons: 15
Coding region: 1-5721 (1906 amino acids)
Biological process (GO): protein phosphorylation
Molecular function (GO): protein kinase activity; protein binding; ATP binding
Source: RefSeq, a predicted model, not a curated record
AUGAGCUUACUGCCAGAGCCAUCAACGGACCCUCCUCAACACCUCCAUCCUCUUCGACGAGACUUGCAUCGACAACAAAUGGAACCGCCGACAACGGGAUACAACCAGGCGUGGACGCCAAUUGGGUAUGUUCUUGGUCAAUUCUAUCAUCCUCCCUCGCAUGCCAUUCAGGUUGUCCCUCACCCAGACCGCGAGGGUCCAACCACGACUGGACCUGUCGAGCUGGACGAUGUUGACGAGCAAGGCGAGGGAAAGCCAAGAGAAUGCCCGCUUUGCCGUCGCCCUUGGUCCCCCGUAAUCACCCCAUCAGCUCGUCCUUCGCGAACGUUAGGCCGGGGAGACUCGAGCUAUUUUCGCGUUCUUGAGCGUGCACAUGGGUUUAGUCAACCUGGAACUCCCAUCGAUGCUGAGAGCAACAGGGACUCAACGACCCCUGUUGAGCCGUCAUCUACCUCAGGCGCUGAUGACAUGAUUGACAUAAAUGACCUCCCUGCCAUGGGCUACUAUCGCAGGUUCUUCAAAGAAGAGGCUCGCCUUGGGAUCGGAGCGGAGGGUAGUGUCUAUCUGGCCACACAUGUCAUUGGUGGCAAUGCUCUAGUGAAGAAGAUCGCCGUUGGUACUUCGAAGACGUACCUGGUGCGGAUGCUCCGAGAGGUUCGUCUCUUAGAAGCUUUGCGGCAUCCGAACAUCAUCCCCUACUAUCACUCAUGGGUGGACGAGACACAGUUCUCGUCGUUCAGUCCUCCUAUCCUGGCACUGCAUGUGCUCAUGAUGUACGCCUCUGCAGGGAACCUCGAUGCGUUUCUCAUCAAUCGGAGCCACGCCGCUUCCGUUGACACAGAGAGCGCAGGCGGAUUAGCGCUGAACGACGACUUUGAACACUUGCCGAAGGCAGAAAGGAUCAAGGCGUUCAAACGACGUCGGCAGAGUGGAGUGGGUCGUGUGAAGGGCGAAAGUAGGGGCGUUCUUCUUCUUGGCCUGGAGGAGGUGUCGAAGCUGUUUGGAGAUGUCGUAGAAGGCUUAGCAUUCCUUGCUCCAGAGACCAUAAUCAUGGACGUAAACGGCGACUGGAGACCGUCUGACUCUCAUGCUGACAUGUGGUCACUUGGUACGGGCGGUCAUGUCUUCUCUGCUCACUCUGCUUCCGACGACCUAUCCGCUUUACACGAGGAGAUCAUUCGAUAUCGCGGGUUCCAUCCCACUCCCGAGGUUAUCGAGGUGUGUGAGAGAAGACACAUUCCUCGAGCUAUGCUCCUCCUACUUGAGAAACUUCUGGACCUGUCACCUGAGCAGCGGCCGAAUGCAGAACGCGUAAAACUCGCGCUAUCUCGAUUCAAAAGCAGUAGUCUUGGAAACAAGCUUGGAAGUCUAUGGAAAAACAAAUUCAAAGAUAAGAGACGGCAAGAGGUAAGUGGAGAAGGCAACCACGCUGACGUCGAGAAACGAGCCGCUGAUCGGUCUCCCGUUCGAUCCCUACUCGCUCUUCCGUCUCCUCCCGGUUAUCCGGAGGUGAAGGUUGCACCAACUGAACCCGCGGUGGAGAUUGAAGGCAUAGACUGGAGAAGGUAUGCGUGGUUGGCCCUGUUCACAUUGAAGCCGAACGUCCUUGGGGUACAGCUUCCACCGGCUGUCGUCUUGUGCCUUGUCAUCAUCGCGGUUGUCGAUGUCCCAUCAGACUCUACGUCCUUGGCCCUCAGCGGGGGCCUGCUACUCAUACAUAUAUCUGCGCUGGUUUCAGCCAAGCUCAACGCAGACGGGGCACGUCGAGGGUACGAGGUGCAUGAGUGUGGUACGGUGCGACUGCCUGUGACCAUCACAGCGGAAGCAAACGACCGUCGGAAAGGGACAAGGGGACGAUUUGCCAGGCGCGGACUACGGGCCAGCCGCGUCGGCGCGUGCAGUGUGCAGGGGGCGGAGGGGGAAUUAGAUGAACCGGAACGGACGGGCCCUGAGCCCUGCCGCCUCCAGGUUGCGUCCGCGGCUAGGAAGAAGGGACAACGCUCGGGGUCGGUCGCCUGGCGGACCCGUAUGGGACCUGAACCUCAGGUCUCCCAGUCAUCCAUAUCAUCCAGGCUGGGUAACUCAUUCCUGCCUGUCUGGUCAUUCCUGCAUCCUGGACACCACCUCAUUCUCCGUCGUAAACGCCAUUGCAGCGAUCGACCACCACCCCACGCCAUCACCCCUCACCGGCCUCCCGUCUCAACAUCCCAAUCAACACUCUUUUGCCACAUCUCUGUCCUCGGUCCCAGUCGACCUUUGUUUGCAUCGCGUCCUGCGAACGCAUGCGCGGCGGUCUCGUCCGCAGCUACUCAUCAAGAUGAUGAAUCGUCCACAACACCCACCUCCGAAGGUUUCGCAAUGAAGAGCGAUGCCGACGGCGCAGCACGAAACGGUCAACACCGACCGACGACCCCGCCUCUCCUCAAAGCUCCACCCGGGCAGACCUUUGGCGCGCACGUUCGGUUGUGGGGAGACGCGGAGAUUGCCUCAUUCCUCAACAUGUACAAGUGCGACCAGUACAUUGAGCUAUUCAAUCGGAAUGAUAUUGAUGGCAAGGUUCUGUUGGACCUUGACAUGUCUAGUCUCAAGGAAAUCGGCAUCAGCAAGAUAGGAGAUCGCGUCAAGCUAUUAGGGGGCGUGAGAGAUCUGAGGAAGCGUGCAGCGCGGACUCCCUCCUCGGCAAUACUCGGCGCCCGUAUGCUACCCACGCUCGUCCCUGCUGUGGAUGGUAGCCCUGUACCAACAAGUGACGCGCGUAGUUCUCAAGUCCAGAAGCGUCUCGCCACUGCUCUAUUCUCCAAAAGACUUGCGUCCUCGCGCCCACCGCCGUUGAAUCUGCAAAGACCGAACCCUCUACCCUCCACCGUCGAUGGAUCAGCAUCUGGCGGGUCACCGAACUCGCGUUCAGUGACCCCGAAGUCCGGCCCUCCCAAGCAAAUCUCGGCAUUGACGGAGGCAGGCAGCGCUCGGCCGCCUCUCCCUCCUCAGGAACCGUCCAUCUCCUUGCGGCCGCCUGCAGGUCGAGAGAUGAGAAGAUCGCCGAGCCCGGUAGCUGGGCAGACUCAUUCAAAUCCAAAUUCUAGGGGUGGAGUGCCAUCCGGUGACAUCCCUGCUCAGCUAGUUGAUGACUCUUGGACUAAUAUCAGUGCAGCGGCCAAAAGUUCCGAUCGCCGUCAAGGUGUUCAUCGAUUCGGGGAUGCCCGCGCCGACUUCAUGGUUAGUGGAAAGGCCAUCAGCCCCACUCAGCCACAGAUCCGGGAUAACGUACAACCACAUCCGUUUGCCAACGUCAUCCGAAAGGACGAUGCCAGCAGCUCCGAAAAUCAUAAACGAGGCGCGCCACCCCGUAAUGGUAUGCCUGCGAACUCGACUGGAGAGGCAAUUCAGCAUCGUACAAUUCCGCUGGAGGACCUGUGGCGCCACUUGGUCAAAUUCGUGAACUCUGAAGACGGGACUUCGAGAACCGUCAAUGUAUCGAACUGCACCAGCGGCUUAGCUGUUCUGGAUUUGGUCCUCAAAAAGUUCGGUAAGGGAGGCUCCAACUGGAACCCAGACUCCGAAUCUGGGGAUAGUGAUCGCCUAGAAUGGGACGGCUGGGGUGUCUUUACGCGGAAGGAGAACGGGGAGGAAGAUCAACAGUUAUCCGAGUCAGCUUUACUUGACAUAUGUCACGACCAGCGAUCCGUCAAGCUUGGCGGUCUUGACUCUACUGUCGUCAGGGAGCGGGGUCUCCUAAUCAAACGCGUAUCUCAACAGCCGAAUCGCAAAAACAUGGAGAUAUUUUUCGGCGAAGCUCCUCCUCCACCUGGAUCUCCAAACUCCCCUUCCCAUUACGGGGUACCGCGCUUAGGAAGGCAAGCCGAAGACCGACGCGACAGCGCUACGAAACCGGCAGCGAAUAAGCAGAUGAACCGAGCCAGUACUGUAUCGAUCAUGUCCGGACUUGGUGUCCCAGGAGCUGUGGAUGCUUCGCCUUCCGUCAAUACAUCCAGAGCGUCUUCGACUGGCAACGUCUCCUCCCGCACGAAGAGGAUGUACAACUUCUUUGGCCACCGUCCCCCCAGCGAACUCAUCUCCAAUCACCUCUCAGAGUACUUCCCCUCCGCUCGCAAGCGUGACUUGGAGAAAACUGUUCGGCAGAGCAUGCGCUUGUCUCAAGCGCCGGCGGAUCGACUUGGUCUAGGAGGAGCUCUUGGCGCUGCGUCCCCACUGUCGGCUAGCUUGGAAAACGUAGCCAGCCCCAAUCGUAAAGCUCGGCCGCCAUCUACAAGAACGGUUUCCUCUUCUACCACUCCAGCUGUGAUCCCCGAGGAAGUUGAAACUGCUCACCCGGAUGUGACAGGCCGAAACCGAGCGUCUGCUGAGCAAGAUGAAAACGGUGCCCCUGUCGGUAGCCACCCUCCACUUCUCCCGCCCUUUGAGUCCACAGGCGAGAGCCUUGUCGACUCAUUGCAGGAGUACUCUCCUGCGCCGACUUCCGUGCGUCCUGCCUUGCGACCCGGUCGAAGGGGCUCAACAGGAUCUACAUUGAGCCGUAUUAGCGUGAUCUCGUCCGUGAAACGGAACAAAGAUAAGAGUGAUACGGCGAGCCUCUUGACCGUGGACGAGAUAACGGCAGAGGUGGAGAACCGUCGAGCGAGCAUGGCUACUACAGACUUGUUUGACACCGACCCGUCGCUUACUUCCGCAUCCUCUUCUGUCAUCUCUGUUCCCGACAGUGAUGAUGACUCCAGCAGCUCUGAAGCUUCUGAAGACGAAGAAGAGGACUCCGCAACCAGUGAUGAUGACGAGAGGGAUCAGGGCCGAGCCUUAACUUCCACCGGCUCCCGCCGUAUGAUCAAGUGGAUCAAAGGUGCUUUGAUCGGUCAAGGCUCCUUCGGCUCUGUGUUCUUGGGCAUGGAUGCGCAAUCGGGCCUUCUUAUGGCAGUUAAGCAGGUGGAGCUUCCUUCUGGUGACGCUCGCAAUGAGGAGAAGAAGAGAAACAUGGUACAAGCUCUUGAAAGAGAAAUAGAGUUACUCAAAGAACUCCAGCACGAAAAUAUCGUGCAGUACCUGGACGGCAACCACUUGUACAUUUUUUUGGAGUAUGUGCCGGGUGGCUCGGUGGCCGCAUUGCUCAACAAUUACGGUGCAUUUGAAGAAGCCCUCGUGCGCAAUUUCGUUCGUCAAAUUCUGACGGGCCUCAACUAUCUUCAUGAGAGAGGCAUUAUUCAUCGCGACAUCAAGGGUGCUAAUAUCCUGGUCGACAACAAGGGGGGCAUCAAAAUCUCUGACUUUGGGAUAUCAAAGAAGGCCGAGAACACCAACCGACCCUCUCUGCAGGGUUCCGUUUUCUGGAUGGCUCCAGAGGUCGUGAAGCAAACAAUCUAUACGUCGAAAGCCGAUAUCUGGAGCGUCGGUUGCUUGGUAGUUGAGAUGUUGACCGGCACACAUCCCUGGGCGGAGCUUGAUCAAAUGCAAGCGUUCUUCAGGAUCGGAUCAAUGGCACGACCCGCCACGCCUAGUGACAUCUCGACGGAUGCGGCAGAGUUUUUGCAACGUACUCUAGAAAUCGAUCAUGACCUACGUCCCACAGCGUCGGCGCUACUUGAACACACCUUCAUCACGGCACAGGCUGCCGCAGUCCCUGGGGCCGUAUCCAUUGAGCAGGCAAACGCCACAAUGGAUGCGGUCGCUGCCGCUCGACGGAAUCCCAUGCCCGGUUUACCCCCUGUUGUCUAG